GCUUCUGCCGCUCGUUGUCAUUGGCAGCGCAGGACUGACCCACUUCAGUGUGUGUGUGAGUGUGUGAAUGUGUGUGUGAGAGAAAGUGUGUAUGUGUGUGUAUGGCGAGUAGAUGCGCAGGACAACAUAGCGAAACGAUGAACGCCGGUUUGACGCUGUUUGUUUUCUCGCUUUGCGGUUUCGGGUUUAUUGAGUCCGGUUCCUCUCUGUUCUCCUGCCCCAGCGGACAGUUCCCAUUGAAAAAUCAGUGUGUUUCGUGUCACCCGACCUGCGGCGAAUGUGAAGGACAUGAGCUCUUCGAGUGCACAACCUGCGCUUUGGAUGAAGAUGGAAAGGAGCGCUUUCUAUAUCAGGGCCACUGCAGACUUCACUGCCCACGAGAGUUUUAUGCGGACCGAGAGCAGUACACCUGUCUGCCGUGCAUGUCGAACUGCGAGAUCUGUGUUGAUGCCGGAUUGUGUGCUAAAUGCAGAGAGGGAUACCGGCUGCAAAGCGGCGUCUGUCUGACAGUCCUGUGUAGAGCUGGUCAGGUUCAAGACCCGGACACACAAGAAUGCAUCGACUGCGGUAACGGCUGUAAAACAUGUUCCACGGACAAUCCGGAGGUUUGCAGCAGCUGCAAGGACGGACACUUCCUAUACAGACAGCAGUGUCGUCAGCACUGUCCACAGAGGACUUUCGAGGAGCGCGCUCGAGGCCUGUGCAUCGCCUGUGUGGAGCCCUGUGUGGACUGCAGGAGCGAAUCGCUCUGUCUCACCUGCCAGACCGGAUACUUCCUCAACAACGGCACCUGUGUGAAGGAGUGUCCCGCCGGCUCCUAUACAGACAUCAGAGGCUGGCGCUGUCAGGCCUGUCACCGCUCCUGUCUGUCCUGCCGUGGCUCCGGGCCCCGAGACUGUGAGCGAUGCAGCGGCUCCAUUCGCCCGCUGUAUGGGAAGUGCCCGCUCAUCAUCUGCCCGCCGGGACAAUACCUCGACGGGGAAAGCCGCUCCUGCCGGUACUGUGACGUCUCCUGCUCCACAUGUUUCGGCCCGGCGGCUCAGAACUGCAUCUCCUGUGCUUCCGGGUUCAUGCUGGAGCAGGAGUCAGUGUGUGUGGAUGGAUGUCCGCUGGGUUUUUAUGGCAACAGCUCCAGUCUGCAGUGUGAACCGUGCGCAGAGAACUGCGAGCUGUGCCGGAGCGCAGACGAGUGUUUGACCUGUAAGAGCGACUCCUAUCAGCUCUACUUGCUGCAGGGAAACUGCUGGUCAGAGUGUCCAGAGGGUUAUUUUGAGACAGAAUUGGGGACAUGUGAACCCUGCGAUGAACUCUGUCUGACCUGUGACGGCACAAGCACAGAGUGCCUUUCGUGUCGAGAGGGUCUUCAUCUGGCCAAUGGGCAGUGCCGCCAGAGCUGCGCCCCCAUGAGCUACGUGGCAGAAGACGGCACAUGCAGACGCUGUGCUCCUCACUGUGACGCCUGCACAGAUUUCUCCACCUGCACAAAGUGCAGUUUUCUCUAUUUGCUCUUAAACGGGGCAUGUAAGGCCGUCUGUCCGAAGGGUUACUUUGAAGACUUGGAUCAGGGGGUGUGUGUGAGCUGCCAUGCCACCUGUGCCACAUGCUCUGGUCCUCUUUCUGAUGACUGCGAGACCUGCUCUGUCCUUACACCAAAACUCUAUGAGGGCACCUGCUUGGAGAUGUGCCCUGGAGGCACUUAUUACCAGACAUCUGACAAAGAAUGCCAGGAAUGUCACCAGACCUGUGCGCUUUGUGAGGGUCCUGACCCCACCCAGUGUCUGCAGUGUGGAAAAGGACUGGUUUUGGAUCCCAACACCAUGAUGUGUGGGGUAACUGGGGAUUCAGACUGCCCACCCAGAACAUUCCUUCAAAACAACCAGUUCACUUGCCAAGCAUGCCAUCGGCUCUGUCAGUCCUGCGAAGGCCCUGGACCCUUUGACUGCCAGACCUGUGCCCUCCCCAACUUUCUCCACAAUGGUUCAUGUGUGAGCAAAUGUCCAGCGGGAACUUACAGUGCCCAUGAGGAGGCUGAUGGGGUAGAGCUGGGUUUCUGUAUGCCCUGUGAUCAUGUGUGUGGCACCUGUACUGGAGCAUCUCCCAGAGACUGUCUGAGCUGUGGACCAGGAUACCUUCAUCUUCUCUCUCAUCUCUGCGUUAUUCACUGUCCCACAGGGUACUACAGUUCAGGGGAGCGCUGUGAAAAGUGUGACCGUUCCUGUGAACAGUGCUCAGGCCCGGGGCCAGAUGCCUGCAGGGUUUGUACACCACCCAUGUUGGACCUGCAAGGCACCAGGCAGUGUGUGGAUCAAUGUCCGCAGCGCUUUUUUGAGAGCGGCCACAGCUGCAGACAGUGCCACACCAGCUGCAAGUCCUGCACAGAUAACACUCCACAGGGUUGUGUGACGUGUGACUGGGGCAGCGUCCUGCAGGAUGGGGUUUGUUAUCCUCGCUGUGAGGAAAGCCGAUAUUACUCGCAAGAUGGUGUUUGUGAACCCUGCGACGGGUCCUGUAAACACUGCUCUGCUGCCGGGCCCCACAGCUGCCUCACCUGUCGCCCAGGAUUCGCCCUUCAUGCCAUUGACAGCCAGUGUUUGCCCUGCUGCCAGUCGGAGCAGACAGAGAUGAACUGCUGCCUCUGCGACUCCGGCUCAGCGUUGUGUCUUGAAGCGCCUGUACAAAGUGAAAGUCAGGACGACAUUAUUCUGCGGUCCAAAGCAGUCCAGCAUGCGUCUGCAGCCUUACCCGCAGCUCUACUGCUAGCUGUAGUUCUAGCUCUAGUGGUGUUCGCCCUGGUACAAGCAAGAGCCAAAAAAAGGCUAUGCUGGAGGCGGAGCUAUGAGCGGCUCAGCGGAGUGGCCCGAGAAGAGCCCAGACCUCGACCGAUGCCACACGGCGUCCCAGAGCCAGAAGACAGCGGGGACGAGGUGGAUGUGGUCUACACUAGUCGGGAUGGAUCAGUCUAUCGGCGCUACGGCUUCAUUCAUGAGCCGGACACUGAGGAGGAGCAGGACGAAGAGGACAGUACUGAAAACACACACCUCAGCAGAGCUUAGAAUACAGAUGUUUGAUAUACAGCGCAAAAGUCUUAGGCCACUAGAAACAGAUGCAUAAGCAGAAUCAGGAUUCAUUUUAUGAUUCAAAUAUAGCAAGCAAGUUUAUUUGAUGUAUAUCUACACUGAGGAAAGGCAGAGGGUUGCUCUUCUGUCUGGGCCUUCCACGCAUUUCUAGACCUCCCUUUCUUCAUGUGUUCAACACUUUUUUUUUCAUGCGUCUUUUAAUUUUAUUAAACAGAACUUCAUUUGUCAACUAAUUAAUAUCGUUUUCAUUGUGUAUAUGGAAAACUUUCCAACAUCUGCUGAAAAAGUCAACAGCACCUUUAGAAAUAUGUUCAAUAUAUGGGACGUUCAAUACUUAUUUCCCCAGUGUAUGCACUAUUUUUGAAAGCAUCCUCAUUUCACAGCAUUUUUACAAAGCUCUUUUGGAUUUAGUUUGUCUCAGUUUGUUUCAUUUCGUCCAAAUGUCACUGUAUAAAUCACAAUUAAUGAUAAAAAUAAUCUGGAGUAAUAUGGAUAUCUAAUAUAAUAUGCAAUAUAAUAUUUAAACUCACAUGCUACAUACAAAUAUAGAAAUACCCAACUAUUCAACCAUUUUGGGGGUGAAAAUAAGAGUGGCCUAAGACUUUUACACAGUACAAAUAUUACUAAUAAUUCACGCACAUUUCUGUGGUCAAAAGCCACUGGAUUGGAAGAUGGUACUGAUAGACAACUCAGCGUUAUCGGUGGUAAAUUGACACAUGAUAGCAUAUUUUAGGUGCUGCGUUUAUGAUUAUGUACUGUGUAUAUUUAUCUGGAAUUUGAGAAUAUUGCUGCCGGUCUGUGUACUGUAGAUUACUGUAAUAUAACCGUUUCCAUGAUUUAAUGUUAAUAAUGAUGAAGUGGUAACAGAAUACUUUCUCUUUUGUUUGAUUAAGAGGGUUUUUUAUAGAGAUUCUAUCAUGUUUUCUUAUUA
This is a messenger RNA of Danio aesculapii, 4008 nucleotides long. RefSeq names its product proprotein convertase subtilisin/kexin type 5. The record is from RefSeq and is a predicted model, not a curated record. NCBI's taxonomy places the organism in Eukaryota, Metazoa, Chordata, Actinopteri, Cypriniformes, Danionidae. The coding region runs from base 102 to 3053 and encodes 983 amino acids. The transcript has 16 exons.